Oldenlandia corymbosa var. corymbosa is the source of this 1963-nucleotide messenger RNA. NCBI's taxonomy places the organism in Eukaryota, Viridiplantae, Streptophyta, Magnoliopsida, Gentianales, Rubiaceae. The record is from the annotation of a GenBank genome assembly.
GGGGGAUGUCCGAACAUCUGUGGCUAAGAAGACUUGGUUCCUAUUUUAGGAAAACUGAAAGUUACAUAUUUGAAUGCGUAUCACAAGGAAACAGCCUAUUUCUUUGGAAUCUUUGACAUGGAAGCCUCCAGUGUCUCGUCUUCUUGCACCCCCAAAAGCUACUUCCACAAUCAAAACCAGUUUCUGGGUUUCAUUUUCCUGCAUUUCUUUUGGGUCCAAGGAUCAUUUUCUCUUCGAUUCUUGGACCACGUCACUUUUGCCUAUGCAGCAAUUUCAUGAGACCUUUAACGCGAAUGAUUCUGCCUGUAGCCUUAUAUUCAAUUUGAUUUGAUAAAAUGGGGUUAAGCUUCUCAAAAACGGAGCCGCAUAAGACGGGACUCAGGGGGUUUCUCCUGGUACAGCACCGAAUGAUCAAUCUUAUUUCGACAAGUUUUUAUAUACGUAAGCUCGUAUCGAAGAAAAGGAGGAGAAUGAUAGUUGGGGGUUAUGAUUUGGAUAUGACAUACAUUACAGAUAGAAUACUGGCAAUGUCGUUUCCUGCAGAACGCAUGCGAUCUGUGUAUCGAAACCCUUUGUGGCAGGUGAAGUCUGUAUUGGAUAUGCGGCAUCCGGGCCAAUAUAAGGUAUAUAACUUAUGCACGGAAGAAGCUUAUGAUCCCGCACAUUUUCAUGGUCGUCUGGUUAGAUGUCCGUUUGAUGACAACCAUGUCCCACCUCUCUCGAUGAUCAAAGAACUCUGUGAAGAUGUGUAUUCAUGGCUAUCACAAGAUCCUAAAAAUGUCGCAGUUAUCCAUUGCAUGGCAGGAAAGGGUCGAACAGGCUUGAUGGUGUCUGCCUACUUAGUUUACAUGGGCAUGUCAGCUGAGAAGGCUAUGCAGUUGUAUGCAGAGAAGCGAACCACGAACAAUGAAGGGGUCUCCAUACCAAGCCAACGCCGUUAUGUUGGCUACUGGGAAAAACUACUUUCAUUUCCUGAAGGACUUAAAAAUCCUCCUGAGGUGAAAUUGCCUAAGCCAGUCAGCAGAGACCUACUCAGAAUAAGACUCUAUGACACAAAAAAUGUUUAUUCUGUCUGCGCUGUGGUCUCUGAAUUGCAAAAGAAUCCAGACCAGCAGUUUCAUCAGUACACAGAAGUGUCCAAGGUUUGGUGCCGCGAGAUUAAAAAAGGUUACCAGCAAACAGAUAGUACACGAUACUACUACUCCUUUGUUGAAAAUGAUGAUGACGAUGAUGAAAUAAAAGAAGGCGAGCCGGAAGCUCAUUUGGUAGCGCAAAUGGAUACAGAAAGUUCUACACUUUACAACAAAACCUGCCUGGACUACUAUUAUGAUCAACCAGUGAAGGUCACUGGAGAUACACGCAUUAUAAUCUACGAAAAGCUAAUUGGCGGGCGACUCUUCUACGCCUGCUUCAAUACAGCCUUUAUCACGGGCAGUGUAUUACAGUUUUCUGCAUCGGAUUUGGACAAACUUGGGAUGAAAGGAAGAUCAAUUUGCGGUCCGGCAUUCUGCCUGGAGCUGUUAUUUGGCCCUGUAAAUGUUAACAACAGCAGCUUCACCCCUCAGCCAAAUGAUGAUGGGGGAAUUGAUAGCCUCUCUGAUUAAUAAAUUGUGGAUUUUUUUUUUUAUUUUUUUCCCCCACAUGGUUCUCAUGAGUUGCAUUUUUUUACAUUUUCUUUUUUCCUUGGGAGUUUUAUAGUUAGUGUGUUUGUAUGUGUGGUUCUGUUUGUUUUUUCAUAAACAGAAACCACAUGUGAAAGUUUUGUAAAUGAUUAAAAGCUCAUCAGGAGCAUUAUUCAUAGUUGUUUUCUGCAGCCAUCUUGAAUGUAAAUGAAAGGGUUAAAUGAUGAUGUUUUGCAUGUACAUGAAAACAUACAAGUAUAUAUGUUACUCCACCAAAAUAAGAGUUGUUACAAUUUUUUUAACCAAAAAAGUACGAUAAAUAUAUCUUGCAAUUUAAAGAG